ACUAUGGUUGUCCUUGGCUGGCACUAUCAUUUUGCCGUUAUUGCAAAUACCAAAUAAAUCCAAGUCUAAGGAAGGUCUCUCCCGACUCUCUCGUCUUUUACAUUCGUCCAAACACUCCUCUCUCUCUCUCUCUCUCUCUCUCUCUACUACUCAAGGAAUCAUGGCUUCCAAUAGGGGUCAAGGUGGAAUUCAACAGUUGCUGGCUGCAGAGCAAGAAGCACAACAUAUUGUGAAUGCUGCCAGAAGUGCAAAAAUGGCUAGACUGAAACAAGCCAAAGAAGAGGCUGAGAGGGAAGUUGCUGAAUAUCGUGCCCAAGUGGAGCUCGAUUUCCAGAAGAAAGUUGCAGCAAGCAGUGGAGAUUCAGGUGCUAACGUCAAGCGUCUUGAACAAGAAACGGAGGCUAAGAUCCAUAACCUGAAAAGUGAGGCUUCAAGAAUAUCUCAUGAUGUUGUCCAAAUGCUUCUGAAGCAUGUGACCACUGUGAGAAACUAAACCGAAAAUGGCAGACUUGAAGUAUAAUAUUCUUUCAGUAUGGCUCUCCCUUAUCCUCCUUCAAUUUCCUGUGUGAUGUGGACGAGGUCCAUGUAUUUGUUAAUUUGUUAUAUGAUGGAGAACUUUUUAUCAAACAAAUAACUUAUUAUGUACUCCCUCAGAAUAAUUAUAUUGCACAAACUCCUAUCCAUUCCUUGUUUGGAUGAUUAAAUUGAGUUGUACGCCACAUAUUAUAUGAUUAUUUAAGGAGUAGAGACUCGGAUACUCUUUUGCCA
Molecule: messenger RNA, 768 nt
Organism: Humulus lupulus (European hop)
Lineage: Eukaryota; Viridiplantae; Streptophyta; Magnoliopsida; Rosales; Cannabaceae
Product: V-type proton ATPase subunit G-like
Exons: 4
Coding region: 161-493 (110 amino acids)
Biological process (GO): proton transmembrane transport
Cellular component (GO): vacuolar proton-transporting V-type ATPase complex
Molecular function (GO): proton-transporting ATPase activity, rotational mechanism
Source: RefSeq, a predicted model, not a curated record